AUGGCCAAAAGAAGAGUCAAGAAGCGUACCCAUGCUGGCGCAAAGCCUGCCGCCCCUGGAAUGGCCGGCGCUCACACCGCUGCCGCCCUAGCGAGCGAGACGAGGGCCCCCAAGAGCAUGGUUAUCCGAAUCAACGCUGGAGAAGUCGGCCCAAGCAUAUCGCAGCUUGUCAGAGAUACCCGUUUGAUGAUGGAGCCCGGUACUGCUAGUCGCCUGAAGGAGCGCAAGUCCAACAAGCUGCGCGACUUCAUCACCAUGGCCGGUCCCCUCGGUGUCUCUCACCUCAUGCUCUUUUCUCGCUCCGACGCCGGAAACACGAACCUCCGCAUCUGCACCACUCCCAGAGGUCCUACGUUACAUUUCCGCGUUGAGAAGUACUCGCUCUGCAAGGAUGUCCAGAAAAGCAUGCGCCGUCCCAAGGGCCAGAACGGUGCCGAAUACCUGACCUCGCCUCUCCUCGUCAUGAACAACUUCAUGCAAUCCGACAAGCAGCAGGAUGAUCAAAAAGACACAAAGUCCGAGUCAAACCCCAUCCCCAAGAACCUCGAAUCCCUGACGACGACAAUCUUCCAAUCCCUCUUCGCUCCCAUCUCUCCUCACACCACCUCACUCAAGACCAUCAAGCGCGUCAUGCUACUCGACCGCAAGCCAUCCAACGACCCCAACGACCCUCAUGCCUUUGUCCUACAAUUGCGCCACUUCGCUAUCAACGCUGUCACUCCCAAGUCUGCCCUACCGAAAGCCCUGCGCAAACUCGAGCAGGCCGACCACCUCAAGCGCGGCGACAGCGCUCGCUUGCCCAACCUCGGAGCCCUGGAUGAUGUUGCAGACUAUCUUUUGGACCCCACAGCUUCUGGUUUCACCACUGCCUCGGAUACUGAGGCCGACACUGACGCUGAGAUUGAGGUCCUGGCCGUCGAGAACCGCAAGGCCAUGUCAAAAGACGAACGUCAACGCAUUCGCGAUGCCCAACGUGCAAAGGUCACUGGAGCCAACGCUGAAGGCGUCAACCCCCAAGGUGCCGUACGCCCGGCUCCUCAGCCUCGCAAGUCAAAGACACAAAAGAAGGCCAUCAAACUGCAAGAGUUGGGUCCCCGCAUGACUCUUCGUCUGACAAAGGUCGAGGAGGGACUCUGUGCCGGCAAGAUUCUGUGGCACGAGUACAUUAGCAAGAGCAAGGAAGAGCAGAAGAAACAAGACAAGGCAUGGGAGAUCAAGAACAAGGAGAAGGCCGAAAGGAGACGCAUCCAAAAAGAGAACGUCGAGAGAAAGAAGAAGGAGAAGAAGGCCACGGGCGAGGAGGUCGACGAUGAGGACGACGAGAUGCUCGACGACGACGACUUUGACGACGAUGUCUGGCACGACGACGCUGAUGCUGGUGGAGAUGAUGACGACGAAGGCGAAGAGGAAGAGUCUGAAGACGACGAGGACGAGGACAUGGAAUAA
Molecule: messenger RNA, 1446 nt
Organism: Aureobasidium uvarum
Lineage: Eukaryota; Fungi; Ascomycota; Dothideomycetes; Dothideales; Saccotheciaceae
Source: the annotation of a GenBank genome assembly